AUGAGUAAUUCAGAUACUAAAGAAUUUUUAGAGGAGCUCAAAGAACAGGCCAAGAGCGCGGAAAGUAGAGCCGAAAAUGACGAGCUGACAUAUGUGGACCCGUCUGAUGGGACUGUUUAUGAGUGGGAUUCAGACAAAAAAGGCUGGUUUCCUAAGGUAUUUAUACAUUUAAUUUCCCAAUUAUCAGUUCAUACAAGUUAUAUACACCAUUACUUUUUAAAAUGUAACUACUGACGCUUAAAACAAGUUUAUAUCAAUCAAAGAGGCUAGAUGCAAACUAAUGACUUUCAAGACCGUUGCAAUUAAUUUUAUUUGUCAAGUCUUUAUAUCAUGCAUUUGCUGGAUAAUGGGGGAGGGCGCAUCCAGGAUAUUUGUUAGGAGGGGGUACACCACUAUAAAGACUGGUGACGUAAGCAAAUUUUAACACAGAAUACCAGUUGUAUCAGAACUAAGCCACAGGUCAUCUCAGGGGGCGGGGGGGGGGGGGGGGGAGGCGCAACAAAAAAAACAAAAAAGAAAACAAGAGAGAUUGUAAGUAGGUGAGGGUCAACAAAAAAGAAGAAGACUACAUAAACAUGCUUGUGCUUCGUUAGAAUAAUUGUGUGUUCUGAGAUUAUAAAUUUAGGUGGUGGGUGGAAGGGGGGGGGGGACGAGUGUAGAUGAAGUGGAGGGGGGGGGCAAAACACAAAAAGAAGGGGCAAAAAAAAAAAAUUUAAAAAAAAAGCCCGAGGUUUACCAAAAACAAGCGGGGGGUAUUGGGGGGGGGGGGGGGGGGGGGGGGAGGGGCUGAAAACGCAAUUCAAAAACAGAACCAAAGUGCAUGUAGAUAGGUUCGGGUCACCCUUAAAAGUCAGCAGGUUUCAUAUCAGCCAGAUUACCAUAAGUUAAAAACUGCCAGUCAAGUCAAUAUCUAAAAUAUUUGGCAGUAGAGACGUCAUUAAUUGCCCCUGGCAAGAAAUUUUCCAGAUAUUCAGAAAAUUAUAUGUACGUGUAGUAAGGUAAGGGAUGAUAUGAAAAGGAGAACAGACUGGGAAAUGUGGCGAGAAAACCUCUUCUUGCUGUUUCCUCUAUUUGAAAAUCAUCAAUGAUAAACUUCCUUGAUUUGUUAACAAAUUCUUCUGGCCCCAGCUGUUCAAAAGGUGGAUAGUGUUAUCCAGUGAAUAAAUCUCUAUCCAGUGAAUAGUGCAAUUGGUUUCCCUAAUACUUAUCCACUGGAUAUGUGAUUUAUGCGGUGGAUAGCACUAUCCAGCGUUUGAACAACUGGCACCUGAUCUUUAUAAUAAGAGACGGAUGGAAAAUGGUCUGGAGAAUAUUGAUGUUGAUACACGUUUCAGAGGUCAAACUCAUCAGUAUAUAAAAUCCAAACCUCUGCAGGUUGAUGAAGAUUUCAUAGCAGCAUAUCAAAUGAACUAUGGUUUUACACCAGAUGGCGAGCAAGCAGAUACUACUACCACAGAAACUAAUUCAACUCCUACUACUUUGCCAGACACCACUCAAACAGCAAAAAAUGAGGUAAGAAAUAUUGUCAGUAGCUUAAUUUUAAUUUAUAUUGACUAAAAUGACUAGAUCACCCAAAAAUGUCACACAGAUUAUUAGAUUGAGUUUGGAGACAAAAAUAGUGGCCAAUUAAAUACAAUCAAAUAAUGUUGUUGAUCCACACUCUACAAAUAAAAAAAGAUAAAUUUACACAGAAUAAAAAUGCAAAUACAUGUAUCAGAAAUAAAACUUAAAAGUCAUAGGCUUCUUUAAAAAGAUAAGUUUCCAAGUGUUUAUAGUAACAUAGCAACUGACAUGGGAUUUUUGAAUGCUGAGAGGCGAGUUAUUCCAUAGUCUUGAAUCAGCAUUACUGAUCACCUGGGCAGUCUCCAUCUUAGUCUGAAGUUUAGCCAUUUGCACAGUGAGCAGUUCUUGGCUAUCAGAAUGUAAUAAAAUAUAUUGUUUUAAAUUUACAUGUGAGAUGAGAUGUUCUUAGUUUGUACAGAUAGAUUUUUAUGUAUGCUUACCGGUCAGUACAUGUGGCAAAGUGAGGUCCACAUCACCACAUCAGCCUUUUAUCCAACUUGCUUGAUCAAAUAAGGAUAUGUUGUAUGCAGUGAAAGUAGCUCAGGAACAUCACCAGUCUCUCACUCUUAAUACAAUGUUGGACUGCUUAAUUACUGAGGUUGAAUCAUCAGAGCAUUAUUCUGCUAUAUUGUGUAAGUGUAUCCAUCAAAGAAUGCAUUAAAAUUGAUGCCAACCAUUGUUUUUUUUUCUUAGACCAAUAAACUAGAAGAGGAACCGCCAACAGAUGUGAAGAAGAAAAAGCGGAAGGCAGAUGAAGGUGUUAAAUAUUUCUUGUUGGCAGAUCAAAAGAGAUUAAUUCACUGGCAGUGGGUUGUAUAUCUGAACCUUAAACUGCCAAAAUAAUUGGGAAAGUUUUCCUGUUCCUUGUUCAUUGGUAUCAGCAGUUUGCAUUAGCAACUAUAUAAUAUUAAACACAGUCACACUCAAAAAGACUGUUUUGUCAGUUGCCUGCACCCAUACAGUUAAACAUCUGAUAGCAUUUCUUGGCUGCGUCUACAUCGUUUAGUGGUAUCUGCAGUAUUAUUCUGUUGGUGUUUGGGUAGUUCCAUCAAUAUUAUCCUUCUUGUGUUAUAGUAAGGUCUUUUGUGGUCAUUUGAUGUAAUCUGAGGUUUUAAUCACAUGUUAUAUGUAUUGCUUCUCUUCACUACUGUUUAGGAUGGUUUGAAGUUGACGAGCAGAAAAACCCGAAUGUUUAUGUUUCUGGUGAGUUAUUCAAACGUCAAAUAUAGUACUAUAGUUAUGGUGCUAUUUGACUUUGAGGAUUAAGCUGAUAUCCACUGGUUCUUCCUUGACAACAGGAUUACCAUUGGAUAUAACAGAAGAGGAAUUUGUUGAACUGAUGAGCAAGUAUGGCAUCAUAAUGCAAGACCCUGAUACAAGUAGGUUUAUUGUAAAAUCCUCACUAUGGCACAACUUUUAGUUGUUUCCACACCUCAGCUCAAGAUAUUUAUUCUGGAAUAACCUUGUUAUAUUGCCAAAAAAGCUCUAUAGCCACAUGUAUGAUAUUAGUAACUGUCAUGUUUUGAAAACAGCAUGAUUAUUUAGGUAUGCCAUAUCUGGAAGACUAACAAGAUACCAACUCUGCAUUACAAUACAACAAUAAAUCCAGAGGAAUACCGAGAGUGUUAAGUGCCUUUAUAAUGGAAAUGUACUUUGAAAUUCCAGUAUUCAUAUAGGUUGAAUUGUCUUGUUGUAGAUAAGCCAAAAAUAAAGCUUUACAGGGAUGCUAAUGGACAGAUUAAAGGUGAUGGAAGAUGCUGUUAUCUCAAGGUGAUUUACAUCCACAGUGCUGGCUUGUGUGACUAAACUAACAAUAUUCUAUUUCACUUCCACAUAUAAAUUUAAUCUUUAGCUAGUUCAUGUCCUCCUAAGAUUCUAGUAUUCAUUGAUUCAACAUUUGGAGCACUUUCUUCUCACUAACAAUGCUCUUGUGGAGUUAAGAUUCAUGGUCAUAGGUUUCAAGUAGAAGCACAGGCAGUCCAAGCUUACCUUACAAGAGUGUCAUGUAUAUUUUUUAGAGUCAGUGUUGUGUUACAAGCGACCGUUGAGACUUUGUAUGGGAAAUAAAAUACUGAGGUCCCCAAACCCUAAAUAUCAUUUUAUUUUUACUUUUUUUCUAUAAAAUUAAUAAAGGAGACUUACCUUUGAUGUAUUCCUAGUCGGUAUUUUCGCCUGUUAUUGUGUGACCUCUGUCACUCUCUUCAAAAAUCAAAGCAUUUAAUGUUUCUAUCCCUCAUUGACACUAUACUACAGUUUUAUUAGAACUGACUCCUUCAACAUUAACAAUAUUUUCGACUUCAAUUUUUUUUGGAAAUUAUCAGCCAAUUUUCAAAUUCGUAUUUCUUUUGUCUCUUCACCAGACACAAAAGAAAAAAUUUAAAGCCCGUAAAUAAAAGAAAUUGAACCACAAAUAGCAUAAUGAAUACCCUAGAUAUAGUGACACAGUAUGCCCAUAACAUUCAUGAAAAAAAUUGCUUUCUUUUACAGCGUGAAAGUGUUGAUCUAGCUAUCAAACUUCUAGAUGAGGCAGAUUUCAAAGGCAGCACAGUACAUGUUGAACAGGUAAAGUAUUUUCAUUAAAAUUUCUUGGACUCUAAACUGCCCUGACAGAAAUAUACAGUAAAAACCCGCGACUAAGAACCUGCAUUUUUACAAGUUAGCCUAAACAGGUUCUUACAGAAACUGUAAUUAGCACAAAUUUAGCCUAUGUAGGUUCUUAAUUGGGUUCUUAUUUUCUAAAGAAAAAAUAGAUUGUAGCUAAGAGUAUUUACAGGUAUUCAGCUUUAUAAAAUCUGCAUAGGUAUUCAGCUCCGAUUCCCUAAUAAAAUCUGCAUUGCUUGCAUUGCAAUUGGAUGGACAAGUCUUCAAAGAGGAUCCUGAUUGCUAACUUGUUUGCUCAAUCUUACUCUAUUUCUUUUUAUAGAUUUUAGAACAUAAGAACCUGUUUCAGAUUUUAGGCUUAACUGGUUCUUGUAUCGAAGGGGCCUAGCUAACUGGCAAAUUUUAGCCUAAAAGGUUCUUAAAAACAAGGUUCUUAGUCAGGGGUAUUUACUGUAUCUGGCACAUCUUUUUGUCCAGAAGUUAUACUAUCAGAACGUUUUCAAUGUUAAUUUUCUCUAGCUUACCCUCCUUCCUCAAACAAGUUAAAGCUGAACCGGGCCUGGCAACAGUUUUGUGACUUAACUAAGAUUCUUUAGUGGUAAUAAUUUAGCUUUCUCGCUCUUUUUAUUUUUUGUCCAGGCUGAAUUUCAUCUUAAAGGUGAAUACAAUCCAGCGCUAAAGAAAAAGAAAAAGAAUAAAAAGAAAAAAGCGGGAAAAGGACAAGAAAAGUGAGUAGUUUUGCAUUUCUAACCUGGAGGUUGCGUGGCCAAGUGAUCAGUGUGUCCUGCGGACUCGCAAUACCAAUCCGGCGGUCCCGAGUUUGGAUCCCGCUCCAGCCACUUGCUGGAUUUGUUGUUCAUAUCCUUGGCCACGCUAGCCAACUGGUUUUGUUCUGCUACUUGGGGUUUUUAUACCUCUUAUGUUCUGUUUGGAUUAUUUUUUCAGAACUAUUUGAGUAAAAUGCCUGUAAACUACUGAGCUGGAUCAUCUUAGUGCACUUUCCGCUAUGACUGAACCUUUGAGAACAUUUUGUCAGCUACCAUUUUACCUCUAUAGUUUAAGAAAAGCGGGGCGGUACUUAUAAUAUUAAAUCUAAGGAAUGAUUUGAUAUAAUUUGCCAUGACCAAUAAAUACCGAUAACGAAAGUUAAGAAACCCAGUGAUCUUUAUUAAUUGGUGGACCGCCAAGCUUAUGAACCGCUUGACCGUUAAGCUUGUGAACCGCUUAACCGCUAAGCUUGUGAACCGCUUGACCGCUAAUCUUGUGAACCGCUUGACGGCUAAGCUUGUGAACCGCUUGACCGCUAAGCUUGUGAACCGCUUGACGGCUAAGCUUGUGAACCGCUUGACGGCUAAGCUUGUGAACCGCUUGACCGCUAAGCUUGUGAACCGCUUGACCGCUAACCUUGUCUUGUGAACCGCUUGACGGCUAAGCUUGUGAACCGCUUGACGGCUAAGCUUGUGAACCGCUUGACCGCUAAGCUUGUGAACCGCUUGACCGCUAACUUGUGAACCGCUUGACCGCUAAGCUUGUGAACCGCUUGACCGCUAAGCUUGUGAACCGCUUAACCGCUAAGCUUGUGGGCCGCUUAACCGCUAAGCUUGUGAACCGCUUGACCGCUAAGCUUCUGAACCGCUUGACCGCUAAGCUUGUGGACCGCUUAACCGCUAAGCUUGUGAACCGCUUAACCGCUAAGCUUCUGAACCGAUUGACCGCUAAGCUUGUGGACCGCUUGACCGGUAAGCUUGUGAACCGCUUGACCGCUAAGCUUGUAAACCGCUUGACCGCUAAGCUUCUGAACCGCUUGACCGCUAAGCUUGUGGACCGCUUGACCGCUAAGUUUGUGAACCGCUUGACCGCUAAGCUUGUAAACCGCUUGACCGCUAAGCUUGUGAACCGCUUGACCAAUAAGCUUGUGGACCGCUUGACCGCUUAGCUUGUGAACUGCUUGACCGCUAAGCUUGUGAACCGCUUGACCGCUAAGCUUGUGGUUAACUUUGGUUAACUUAGUUAAAUUACACUUAACCAAAUUUAUUAUUAUUGCAGUAAUAUGUAGACUGUGAGCCUUCCCUUAUUUUUUCAUUAAAACGUUCAGCGUGGUAGCACGUUCUUACGCGCGAGAUGCAAAGACGCCAUCCUUUAUAUAUCUUUACUCCUGGCGUCGCUCUCGUUUCUCGCGUUUCGCGUCCUUGUCACUCACGUGGUACCCCUUUAUCUUUGCUUCAAGAAAAAUAAGAGAAGCCGGCUCUCAGUCUCAGUCUCUGUUAAUGUUUUUUUUUAGAUAGAGCGCAACAUUGCACUGUACAUGUUAUUUUGGAUUAUUAUAACAACAUAAUGCGAUUAAUUUUUUCAGAUUACUGGACUGGGUUGAUAGAGAUUCAAGACAGAAGAAAGAAAGGAUCAUUGUUUUUAAAAAUAUGUUUAAUCUUGAAGAUUUUAAGGUUAGUGCGACAGACAAACAGUCUUAAUUAAUAUCAGAUUUUUCUUAUGUUAGUUAAUUGCCUGAAAAAUACUUUGUAAUAUCAUAUUUUAAGCUAUGCAUUGAUAAUUUUGUUAACUUUUUUGGCAGAAAAAUCCUGUUCUAAUUACAGACCUCCGUAAUGACCUUAAAAAGGAAUGUGAAGACAAAUUUGGAGAAGUGAGAAAAGUGAUUGUAUUUGAUGUAAGUAUGUUUCCAACCAGACUCACAAACAUUGAAUCAAAGGUUAGGUUUGCUGGGAAGUUUUAGUAAAGCUCUGUGAGCGGUGAAAGGAAGCCGUUUCAGACAGGUCUCCAUUACUUUAGAACCUUAUUCGUGUACAACGAAAUUUGAUGAUAACACGUAAUAAUAAUAUUGAUGAUAAUCAUUGUUGCCGGAGUUAAUCGUCCCUUGUAAAAAGGACUGUUGUCCUGUCAAUUGUCUCGUUUUAGUUUGACGUUGUUUUAUUUUUAUAUGUUUAUUCAAUGAUUUAGCGCAACAAAGAGGGAGUUUGUUCUGUGGCAUUUACAACCUUUGAAGCAGCCGACGCUUGUUUACCUGUGAGUAUGUUACACAACUUUAAAAUAUGAUGCUUUUGAUACUUUUCCACAUUACAUGAGUGUAACUGUGAAAGAUUUGAACCCAGGGGUCAUUUCAUAAGUAGGUUGAGCAUGAUCGCCCGGGUGAACUUAGUCCUGAAUAGGACUGUUGUUGACAGUCACUGACUUUUCGUCGUGAUGUUAUUGGCUAUGAAGACUCGAAAUGUCAUAGGUGUGUUUCGAUUUUAGCCAAUACUGAACAUCACGGCUUAACUGACAGACGACCAACAACAUUGCGACUUAAUUGAGUUUAAUACCAUCAACUGACGUGAUACAACUCACUUUAACUCUGAAAAUGACUACUGCACAGGUUGUCGAAACAUGAGUCACUGUCAACAACAACAGUCCUAUUCAGGACUACCACGUUCACCCGGACGAUUAUACUUAAUCCUAACUAACGUUUCUGGCUCGUUCUCUCGUGGGUAUGUUCCAGUUGAGCUCAUGCUGCCGGCCAGAGAAGCCAUACUGGUGUUAACAAAGUUUAUUUUUAGGUGAUGAAUGGACGGUGGUUUGCUGGUCGCAGAAUAUCAGCUGAGCGAUGGGACGGUGUAACUAGUUACAAAGUGGAAGAAACAGAUCAGGAACGAGAACAGCGACUUGGAGAAUGGGAAAAAUAUCUUGCGGGUGAACUUGACUAACCUUCCUCGGAAUCCUAACGGAAGGUAAUGAAAGAAAAGGCGAUGCUGAUCAGUUUAAACUAACCCGUUUAGCUUUUGUCGUAGCGUUAACACGUUCAUUUCCAAGAAUCCCUGAGAUGAAGAGUCAAAAAACUGCUCACUAAAAUAAAAGUAAUUCCGUGUUCAACAGAAAUUUCAAGACUAUACAUUAUUUAUUCUUUGUUUUAUCACAAAUGGUACAAAACAGAAAAUCAUUUAAUUUUUCCUGGAGGUGAGUGACGAUUUGAAGAAAAAGUCGUUUCGUUCAUGUUUGCCGUUUAGUGAUAAAAAAAAUAAAUAAUAGUGAAACUACUGACUUGUCCGUUCCCAGUCGUCUCUUUUGUCUCAUCAUAGUCUCCCGCGACCUUUCCUUAACCGCCUACAAAUGAGAAGAGACGACUUGGAACAUGUCAGGUGAAACUAGACGUUAAUGUAAGAGCUGCUCGUAAGGUGUUUCCUCAUUGGUCGCAGAAAACAAUAACACAUCAUUGUUUAUCAUUAUUUCCCACUGUUUGACAGGUAGGGUUUUCACUGGUUAGUAGCUCUAGUAACUUUGAACAAUAAAUAAACCUAUUUAAUUAAUAUUAGCAUAAUUUGAUAUAUCUAUUUCCAGGGAGACUUUUCAGGACGAACUAUCACCUUCCGCCGUGCCACAUUGUUAAAAGAUACAGCUCGACCUCAAAUUCCCUUAAAGUGAGAAACAGCAUAGAUAUUUCUACAGAUGAUAUUAUGCAUCAUGUGACCAUGGUACUACAUAAUCUCAGCACGAGCUGUUCAUGUGGUUUGGUCUGUCACGUGCCACCGACAACGCAUGAUCCGCCAUUGGCGAAUGAGAAUUCUGAUAAGAGCACAAGAGGUCGUCUUUUUCCACCAACAG
Porites evermanni is the source of this 8754-nucleotide messenger RNA. NCBI's taxonomy places the organism in Eukaryota, Metazoa, Cnidaria, Anthozoa, Scleractinia, Poritidae. The record is from the annotation of a GenBank genome assembly.